Messenger RNA from Acyrthosiphon pisum (pea aphid), 1447 nucleotides. Its product is annotated as opsin-1. The record is from RefSeq and is a predicted model, not a curated record. The coding region runs from base 1 to 1134 and encodes 377 amino acids. NCBI's taxonomy places the organism in Eukaryota, Metazoa, Arthropoda, Insecta, Hemiptera, Aphididae. The transcript is spliced from 7 exons. Gene Ontology annotation, molecular function: G protein-coupled receptor activity. Gene Ontology annotation, biological process: G protein-coupled receptor signaling pathway; phototransduction; visual perception. Gene Ontology annotation, cellular component: membrane.
AUGCUAAAUAAAAUCGGAUCUCAUUAUGAACGGCAAGAGAACUGGGUUGCCGAAGGAGGUUUUGGAAAUGAAACUGUGGUUGAUCGAGUUCCAGCAGAUAUGAUGCAUCUGAUCGAUCCUUCUUGGUAUCAAUUUCCUCCAAUGGAAUCAAUGUGGUACAAAUGGUUGGGUGUUACUAUUUUCUUCUUGGGAAUUUUGUCGGUCGUGGGUAAUGGAAUGGUGAUAUAUAUAUUUACCUGUACAAAAAAUCUUAGAACGCCUUCCAACUUACUGAUAGUUAACUUGGCGUUUUCUGAUUUCUGUUUGAUGUUCACCAUGUGUCCUGCAAUGGUUUGGAAUUGUUUUUACGAGACAUGGAUGUUUGGACCUUUUGCUUGCGAGUUGUAUGCUAUGUUUGGAUCACUAUUUGGGGUCACAUCAAUAUGGACAAUGGUUUUUAUAGCUUUAGAUCGUUAUAAUGUAAUAGUAAAGGGAUUAUCUGCAAAACCUAUGACAACCAAGUUAGCACUAUUACAAAUAUUUUGUAUAUAUCUGCAUGGUCUUUUCUGGACUUUAACCCCAUUUUUUGGAUGGAGCCGAUAUGUACCAGAAGCAAAUAUGACAGCAUGUGGCACUGAUUAUUUAACUCUGGCAUGGCACAGUCGUAGUUAUGUUUUGGUAUAUGCAAUAUUUGCAUAUUAUUUACCAUUGUUGGUCAUCAUUUAUGCAUACUAUUUCAUUGUGAAGGCAGUAGCAUCACAUGAGAAAUCUAUGAGAGAACAAGCAAAAAAAAUGAAUGUGUCUUCUCUGAGAUCCGGAGAUCAGAGCAAUACUAGUGCAGAAUUUAAGCUGGCUAAAGUGGCUUUAAUGACAAUUUCACUAUGGUUCAUGGCUUGGACACCAUAUAUGGUUAUCAACUUUGCUGGAAUAUUUCAAUUAAUGACAAUUGAUCCAUUAUUUACAAUCUGGGGAUCGGUUUUCGCUAAAGCCAAUGCUGUGUACAAUCCAAUAGUAUAUGCAAUUAGUCAUCCGAAAUAUAGAUUGGCAUUAGAUAAGAAGUUCCCAUGUCUUGUAUGUGGAAAAUUAGAAGAUGACAGGAGCGAUUCAAAAUCAGUAGCUUCUGCUCAAACAACUAUAUCCGAAGAUAAAGUCUAAGAAUCCAACUAACUUAAUCUCAUGGAAUAUGUUUAAUCAAACUAUCAAAGUCAUUUAUAUUGUUUAUAACAGUUAUACCUUUAUUUCAAUUUUCUACGUAUUUUCCUUAUCCAUUGGGAUUGAUUCUGUUUCAAAGCAGCCUCUAGCGUAUCUUUGAUAUGAACCAAGUUUAAUGGAUUUGUUUGUAGGAAUAAUGAUUCGGAAAUACCCUUUUUUUCUAAAUCUAAUUUCAAUGUAACAACUGGUACGGUUUGAUGUAAUAAAGAUCUGGAUCCCAUCUGUAUACAUAAUAUAUUAUGAUUAGUAGCAUCUA